Messenger RNA from Emiliania huxleyi CCMP1516, 954 nucleotides. It is a transcript of the gene AP12BB, whose product is annotated as Adaptor protein complex 1 or 2, subunit beta B. Gene Ontology annotation, cellular component: membrane coat. The record is from RefSeq and is a predicted model, not a curated record. Lineage: Eukaryota; Haptophyta; Isochrysidales; Noelaerhabdaceae. Bases 1 to 954 code for a protein of 317 amino acids. Gene Ontology annotation, biological process: intracellular protein transport; vesicle-mediated transport. The transcript has 6 exons.
AUGAUGACGUUGAUCGCGGGCGGCGUCUUCGAGCAAGGCGCAGCCUCUGCCCUCGACCACCACCUCGGCUACCCUGUCGACUGGUCGGCAGUCACGGAGCGCUGCAAUGGUGAGUCAGGCUUCAUCUGCCUCAAGCACAUCGCGCUGCUCACGACGCGCGUGCCCGACGUCUUCGCCGCCGAGUACAAGCACUUUUACUGCAAGUACAACGAGCCCUCCUGCGUCAAGCUGCUCAAGCUCGACAUCCUCACCGCCGUGGCGACGCAGGCGACAGACGCCGCACCCUCCCGACAGCGCGGGGCAGGCCCACCCGACUCGAGCCGACCGAGGCCGCCGCCCGAGCAGGCGACCGUGCCCGAGAUCGUGGACGAGAUUGCAGAGUACAUCACAGAGCCGGACGCCAACGUCGCGCGCGCCGCCGUCGCCGCCAUCGGCAAGCUGGGUGUGCGCGUGGAGCAGCUCCUCAAGUUGCUCGAGGUCAAACCGCGUCUGUCCGUGCAGAACGUGUGGGAGCAUGUCGACAUCGACCACGUCUCCGCGGAGGCCAUCAUCGCGAUGAAGAACUUGCUGCGAAAGUUCCCCGACCGGAUCGAGCGCUUCAUCGGCGCCGUCGGCGCCGGGCUCUGCGCCACCCGACCGCCGGACGCCAAGGUGGCGCUGCUGUGGAUGGUCGGCGAGUACGGCCACGCGCCCUACCUGCUGGAGCCCCUCAUCGACAACUUCCCCGAGGAGACGUCGCAGGCCGCCGUCCGGCUCGAGCUGCUCGCCGCCACGGUCCGCCUCUUCUUCCGCCGCCCCGCCGAGCUCCAGCAGAUGCUCGGCCGCCUCCUCGACGCCGCCAUCGCCGACGCCUCCUUCACCGACGUGCACGACCGCGCGAUGCUCUACUAUCGGCUGCUGCAGCUCGACCCUCGGGCGGCGGGGCGACCCGUCCGGCCCCAACAAGCUAAAUAA